Messenger RNA from Lytechinus pictus (painted urchin), 5499 nucleotides. RefSeq lists its product as uncharacterized. The record is from RefSeq and is a predicted model, not a curated record. The transcript has 9 exons. NCBI's taxonomy places the organism in Eukaryota, Metazoa, Echinodermata, Echinoidea, Temnopleuroida, Toxopneustidae. Bases 123 to 1790 code for a protein of 555 amino acids.
GAAGCGAAGGGGGCGCAAUUUGCAAGGGCCAAUAGCAAAGCGGACCUGUCUGAGUAAGAAGACUCGGUGGCCUUUAAUGUGGAUGGUUUUCCUGAAGUGUCUUGUGGGAAGAUCGCUUCACUAUGAGGAUAGUUUUCAUCUCAUUAUUCAUCUUGUUAAUGAUCAAUGACUCUUGGUCAACUUCCCAAGACGACCUUGGACAACAUGUAGUAGUCCAGCGAUCGCUUCCGCCAGAUGACCGAGUGAUCACUGCCUUUGAUUCGCUGCUGUCAAAAGAGAUCAUCUCAUUCCUCAGAAGCUAUGUCAUGGGUCAGGUGCGAUGGGAGGUCAGAGGUCAUGAACCCGAGCAUUGUACGUUGGUCACUGAGACGGGACAGACCGACUGCCAGAACUCAGCAGCAUCUAGUAUCCCAUGGACAGGGAGACUAGAUCCCCUAUGGUUCUCACAAACACGCACCUGGAAAAGGUUGGUUGAAGCCAUCAGCUAUGCUACAAACGAUAGUAGUCCCACCGUCUACCCAUUUUCCAUUCAGUCCGAAGUGCUUCGGAGAGGAGAUAACAUUGCCCCAAGAGUUGUUGCGUCCUCACCGUAUUCGAGAGAAUAUGCUUUACGCAUCUUCCUUGUGUCAGAAUGGCGAAAGGAUGAUUAUGGAGAUAUGUCCUUCUAUGUGUCGUCAUUACAGAACAGAACAAAAGGAUCAAAGUAUGACAUUGUCUUGACGGUGAGACCACAUCCUGGGCGUGUUGUCUUCUGGGAUGCGUCGAUACCGACCCUCUAUCGUCCUCCUUCCAUGGGGUACUUGGAGGAUCUCCUCAGUGUGUCUAUACAGCUCACAACUUCAAAAGAGAAAUUUGAGGCUGCUUGCAAAGACUGGCAGGAAUUAGAGGAACAGAAGGAACAACUGUUGAAGCAGUCCUUUCCUCAUCUAUCUGACUCUGUAGGACAGCUUAGUCUUGACAAUCACCUUACUAGACAGUUUACUGAUACUGAAGGCAGGAAGGUGAAAAUCUAUGAUGGUGUCUUUGAGGGAGUUCACCUGGAGGCACUUCGGUCGUACCUGUUGUCAUACCCAAUUACCAAUUCUCAAGGCUAUAAUCUGGAGCAGUAUGAGCUGUCUGACAAUGUGGCAUGGCUUAAAAACUUUGACGAGUUUGAUUUCCAAAAGAGCAGUACUUGGGACGUUCUUUCGCAGGUCGCUACCCAUGCCACUGGAAAGCAGAGGGCAUGGUUUCCUUACGAUGUCUCCCUCAACAUCGUUCGCUCUGGAGAUCACACGAGACUUCAUGAAGACUGCGAGGAAUGGGAGGAUGAAUUUACAAUGGUGGUGUACAUGAACCCUGAUCUUGGGCAAGGUGACUACGGCGAGACCAUCUUCUACAAUACCAAACCCCUCGACGCCUACUCUAAAAAGCUUUACGAGGGCAUCAGCCUUCGGGAUUACGAUGCAUUCGCUGCCAUCAAUCCAAGAUUUGGACGCCUGGUCAUUUUCGAUGGACACAUACCCCACUCUGCAAGGCCCCCUAGCACUGGCUACACCAAGCCAAGAUUCUCAUUCGCCGUUAAACUGGCAGUUAGCAGAAAGACAGCUAUCAUAAAAAAGUUGAGAGAGCAUAUAGAGGACUUUGGUAUACCAGAGGACGAUUUACUUGAUGAGAUUGAGGAGGCGACGUUCCACCAACGUGACCUUGAUAGAUCGGAAGAGUGGUUGGAGAAUAAGUUCAGGGACCUAAAGCAUCAGUUGAAAGAAGGGAACAGGAGAAAUCUACAGAGAUUGCGUGAAGCGUUGUAGGUUUAGUCUCAAAGGCCCAAAUUCACAAAGGUAGUUUUGAUUCCAUGGUUUAAAAUCAAGGUUUAUGAAAAUUUCUUGAAUUGAGUAGUAGUAGUAGCAGUAGUUUGGUAUUUAUUUGUACAAGAAAAAAAAUUCUAAGGAUGCAGAAUCCUGACUGUAUAAAAGCAGUCUUUAAUCAUGAUAAUAAUAAAAAACAAAAUGUGACAUUGGAUCAAUUACUUAUUACAAAAAAAUAAGUUUAAAAACUACAUGUAAUAAGUGAUUAAAUACACUUGAUUCAACCUUUACAUUGAGAAAACGUCCAGUAAUUAAUGUGCACUUUUAGCACAGUGCACAAAAUUAAUUGUUUUUUUUUUACUAUUCAAGGUUACAUCAUUAAUGUGUCUGUUGUUUUUAUUGAUUUACAUAAUGACUAGACUCAUUAUUACAGUAACCUUAGCAACAAGAAUUAAUUUAGCUCAAAUGGCAAAAAGUGUGCAUUCAUUAUUGGACUCUUUUUCAGUAUGCGUGCUGAAAAAGUGUUGAGGAUGAAAUCUGCAUAAACCAUGGUUUGAAACCACGGUUUGGUGGAUUCAAUACCAUGGUUUGCUAUUCAUCUUUGUGAAUUCUGGCCUUUGGGUUGUUUAAAGGCCACCGCACACCUUACGACUGUUCGCGAUCCGAUUUUGGAACAAAUCGCAUUUUGCUCAUUUUCUGAAGAUGUGAAUGGAACAUAUCAUUUUAUUUGAGGUAGAAAUUAAUUGAAAGAAUAAUAUUAUAACCAUUUUGAAAGUUUGCAAGCCUUUAUUUUUUAGUAAAGGCCAAAUUAGUUUCAAAUCGUAGCCAAUCGGACGACUGCUAUGACGUCAUUACGACUAGAUAUUAAAUUCGCUUUUAUUCUAAGAAGGGUGAUACCAUAGUCACAGAUUUUAUCAUAGGUAUUCGUACGAUGAUUUAGAACAUUACACAGUAAGAUAUUCCAAGUCUCAAUAUUAGCAUCAAAUUCUACUACAUUUUAUUCUAAAAUCGGGUCGCAGACCAGUCGUAAGGUGUGCGGUCGCCUUUAGAUGUCAAAUCAGCAUUCAGUACUAGUGUUACAGGGUUUCCAUAGUAACGGGAAUCAAGAUAAGACCUGCCAAGUAAAGAUGAAAGAAAAUUGCUGUCAAGGAAUUUGCAUGGCUAGUCCGUAUAUCAGUGUGAAAAGGCAAUUGACCAAACAAACCUGAAUGGUACAUACUAUUUGUAUCCAGGAAAUAUUUUUAUGAAAAAAUGGCAUGGCUCAUUGAACGUUAUUCAUUUAAUUUUGGUUUGAAACCCUGCCUUUCAUAUUCAUUCAGUAACGCAUGUUGCUUAAAUUGCUUAGAUGUGAGUCAUAUUGGUUAAAUUUGGUGAUUUCAACUUACAUAUUACAUAUUUUGAUUGGAUGCGAUCAAAAUAAAAUAUCAAUAUGUAGAUGCAUCAAAUCUUUAGUUUGGGAAAUUCUUUUUUUUUUUAAGAGUAGGAAUAACAGUACUAAAGUUUGUGAUAUUAAAGCGAUAACAUACAAGCAUAAAUAUGAACUCGAUAUUUCUUUACAACUCAAACAAUAUUAUUGCCACAUUAUAUUACACAUUUGCUUCAAAUACAAGUUCAAAAAUGUUGUUAGAUAUUGAAUGGUUCAGUCUUGAGAUGAUGACUUUGCAAUCGUGGAAGUUUCAACUGUCUUAUUUUUAAUCAAAAUGUUGUAUGAUCUAUGAAUAUACAGUUCUUCCAUAUCAGGGCAGGAAAUAAUUUUUUUUAUUUCUCAGGGGUUUCUUUUUUUUCCACAUUGGGGCGAUUGUGGAAUUUUGGGGAUAUUUUUUUUUUAAAUCUAACCCUAAAAGGACUGGGGGGGGGGGCCAUGAUUUGCAUAUUUUAUUCAUAAUAAACAAAAAAUAUUUUCAGAAUUUUUUUUAUACUACAGAUAGGUUGUAGUUUUUGUGGUAAAGAAUGUGCGUUCCAAAUUUCCCAUGAACGGAGGCAGAGAUCAGAAGGGGGGGGGGGGCAUCAUGCCCCCCCCCCAGUCCUCAAUACAUCUCAAAUAGCUCAGUCCUUUUAGGGUUAAGGGCUACAUGCAAUUAUUCAUUUAAUUCAAAUAUCAUCUUUCUGCCAUAGUUAGAAUAUUGAUUUUUUUAAAUAAUCUUGAAUAUUGUUUGUGUCAAAUCUUUGGGUGACUCUAGAAAGAAUGGUUUCCCCCAAGCAUGCAUUGUGGAGGAAUUUUCAGUGGCAAUUUUGGCAAUCAGGGCAAAAUCGCCCGUUGCCCCUUAUGUAUUUCCUAUGCUAAUCCAUAUAUACACUGUACAAUGUAUGAUACUAAAGUACUUUGAUUUUCUAUUAGUAAUGCUACGUGCAAAAAAUAAAUGAAUAUAUUUUUACUGUAGUAUUAACUCAACAUGUGCAUAUGAUUCUGUUUCAUAUCCUGUUCAUAUAUAUGCCAGUACCUUAAAUGGGGGCGUUGUGGUCUAGUGGUUAAGACUCUCAUCUUUCAAUCUGAAGGAUGUAGGUUCGAUUCCAAGUCAUGGCGUGUUUUCCUUCAGCAAAAAAAUUCACCCUCCAUUGUGCUGCACUCAACCCAGGUGAGGUAAAUGGGUACCGGCAGGAAAUAAUUCCUCAAAAAGCUGUGCGCACCGGAAUCGGUAGACUAGCUAAGCCGAGGUGGAUAUGUGCGCUAUACAAAUCCUAUAUUAAUAUUUAUUAUUAUUAAAUGGCAAGUUCACCCCAGCAAAAAGUUUAUUUGAAUGAAAAGAGAAAAAUCAGAUGUGCAUAAUGCUGACAAAUUCUCCAAAAUCGGAUUGAAUAUAAGAAAGUUAUGAAGUUUUGCUUAAUUUCACAGAACAGAUAUAUGCGCAUUCUGGUCAAUAUGGAAAUGAGGGGACUGAUUACUCACUUUUUCUUUUUUGUUGUAUUACAUGAAAUAUCAAACUUUUUUCCCCGUGUGUAACAAUGUUUAAUUAUUUCUCCUUGAAUAUGUGGCAUUGCAAAUUAUGCAACCUAUCGUAAUUCAUGAAGAUGAUUCCUUAUUGGCAAAUCUGCAAAAAUCGAAAUAUUUUAUAUUUCAUAUCAUGAAAUAAUAUGGAAUACUGAGUGAGUGACAGCAUCUACUCUCUCAUUUGCAUAUCAUUGGUGUUGGGCAUACAUGUUUUGUGAAAACUUCAGACUAUUUUUUUUGCUCAACGAUGCAGCUAUGCUGUUAAAGCACAUCUCAUUGUGCUGUAUGUAGAAUAAUGAUUUCCUAUGUUGUUCUUUAAUAUUGUUUGUGGCAGAUAUAAGGGAAAGUUUAGAAUACAAUAGUUGCCCCAAAGCAUUCCUUUUGUCUAAUUUUAGGGGCGAUUUGGCAGUUAUGAAUGUGAAGUUGCGCAUAGUCCUCUGUAUUUCCUAUUACUUUUUUACCUUUAUAUUUCUUGUACUAACUUGGCAAUUGUGUGUAUUUUGAUUUAACAUUUCCAUACUUCUGUGAUUGAUAUAAAAAUCUUAAUCUUGUCUUUCAUUUUAUAUUAAGUAUUUGAAUACUAAUUUGAAAUAUUAAAAUCAAAUAUUUCAUUAUACAUGUAUAUUGAUUGAAUCGGUAUGAACUAUUUCUACUUUUAUAUAUUUGAAAUUCAUAUUUUAUUAUAAAAAGCUUCAAGUUUAUAAUUUGAUACUUUAAUGUAUUUAUUGGUGGAUAUUCUGGUGAUAUUAAUCUGAAAUAAAUUUUUUUUCAUCUUGUCAUAGA